Molecule: messenger RNA, 2244 nt
Organism: Phaeodactylum tricornutum CCAP 1055/1
Lineage: Eukaryota; Bacillariophyta; Bacillariophyceae; Surirellales; Neidiaceae
Exons: 4
Coding region: 1-2244 (747 amino acids)
Source: RefSeq, a predicted model, not a curated record
AUGGCGCUUUUCCCAAAGGUUACUGUUACCAUAGUAACAUUUGUAAUUGCGCUAGCCUGGGGUUUCAAUGACGCCGUGGCUCAGACUGUAGCAUGCCCUCAAGCAGAGGGUUUGACCGGCUACACAACAAUUGCAUCGAUCAACAAUGACAUGAGGGCCGAGUUAGCACGAAUCAGUGACGGCGAAAAACUUCCUGAAGACAGUUACACCUAUACGCUUUGUCCGCAGACAAUAUUUGAUGUCUCAAAUGAGCCUUUGCAGCCGAUUUUAAGUGAUGUUUCUUUCGCGUGUGGCUCAAACGGGGAGGCGAAUGACAGUUGCGUUCUUUUCGGAGGUAGCCAGCAAGUCCUCAUUGUAGACUCACUUUUGAAUUCAUAUCCUCUAGAACGAAUUACUUUCUCUGGGUUGACAUUCUCUGGUUUCAACCAGAAUUCUGAAAGUAGGGGUACUGCGAUUGCUGCUUUUGCUUCGAAGCCCACUUCUGCGAUUUUCCGUGACGCUUUGUUUCGUGACUUUAUGAGCGAUUUCGUCAUACUUCAAAGUACAGGGGAGCCGGGGUCGGAGCCAAUGAUGAUCGAAAUCAAUGACAGUAUCGUCAAUGGCGGCACAACAGGAGUCUUCUUUGACAACGACGGCGGCUUUCUAAAUAUCAGAAAUAUUCAGGUUGAAGGAUUAAAUGCUGCCUCUUUCAUUGCCACGGCCAAUGGAGGCGUUUCGCGGCUUAGGGAGUCCUCAAUUUCCAAAGGAUCUUUGGAUUCGAUAACAUACACAACUAACUCGGCGGAGCAGCAAGUUGCAGAUGUGAACAUUUUUUCAAUGAGCCGCCUUGCAGACGCAUUUUAUGCGGAACAAGAAGGAAGCGGUUUAGUUGUGAGAAAUGUCAGCUUAUUUUCCAACGAUCUCAGUCCUAUGGAGUGGACUGCAAUAUCAGCACAAUCCGGAGCAAUCGUGGAAGUAGUAGGUUCAACAAUCUCAGGGAAUUCAGGUCUAUUGUUUGCUUUACAAGCUGGUAUUGGCUCCGCUGUCUCUAUAACUGAUUCGUCCAUAAACCAAAACACGGCAGCGAGCUCGACAAGCGCUUCCAUCUUCGUAAUUGGUGGCUCGGCAAUUGUCGAACGAUCUGAGUUCACCCAAAACUUUGGUUUUUCGGGAGAAAUUUUAGCUUUUCUGGGUGGCUCUGUUGAAUUGAGUCAAUCAUGUAUCCAAGACAGUAGGUCGGAUUUUGUAGCGUUCGCAGAUAGCCAAUCUACCGUUUCAGGUGAAAACGCGAUGAACUUUGUUGGUAGCUACGAAUCCUCGUUUUGUACAUCUAGCGGGCCCCGACUCUUUCGCGAAGAUGUCGGGGCUGGCUGCUUCGUCGGCGGCCUAUGCACGGGAACUUGUCGGAAUAUUGCCGAUGCUUCUGAAUGUAUGGCCCGCGCAGCAACCCCAACCUCAAGUCCGACUAACUUCCCCAAUUCGGUGUUACCGACAGUCACCUCAACAGGUCAACCCGAUACGAGUAUUCCCUCGUUUACACCGGGAUCCUUUGUGCCAAAUACCCAAAUACCAAUUCCAACUGUUGACCUUACUUUUUCGCCAACUACAGAUGAUACUCUGCUUCCGACAAGGAAUAGUGUUCCUGAAAGCACAAACCUGCCAACACUAGAAGUCCAACGUCCGACUUUGGCUUCAAUUACAACAUCAGUACCGAUUACUCCGCCGAGCGAACCAACAGUAAUUCCGACCUCUGCUCCACCGGGUACAACCGUCACGCCAACAAUGCUGCCCACAAAUGUGCAUGGCCAGAACGGAACUCCGUCUCCAACACAGAGAUGCCGACCAGCAGGAAGCGGGACUAUGGCCAAUUCUAUCGGAAAGGGCAAGGGGGACAAAAGCUUCAAAUCGUCCCGAGAUUCUUCAAAGAAUAUCCGAACACCAGAGUUCGGGAUUGAACAGUGGGUGGACAACAAAUUAUUGGACGGACGUCACACAUGGUUCAGUACCCAAUCGAAGGAAGAACCUUUGUUCAACGAAAGCUUGCCCAUUUGCCCUCCGGAAGAGUCUGCAAGGCCAACCGUUGGUGCCGUAUCCACAAAGUCCGGUAAAGGAAAAAGAGGUGCUUCAGAGAAAUCUUCGAAGAAGGGUAGUAUGAGCGCUAAAUCUGGAAAGGCAAAAAGCAGCAGUACCAAGAGUAAAAAAAGCAGCGACAGGAGUAGCUUCAGCAGCAAGAAGAAAAAGGGUGGUGUACGUCGUGAAAUUUGA